This is a messenger RNA of Cinara cedri, 6038 nucleotides long. NCBI's taxonomy places the organism in Eukaryota, Metazoa, Arthropoda, Insecta, Hemiptera, Aphididae. The record is from the annotation of a GenBank genome assembly.
GACGAACGAUCGGAUGGAACGGCUGCGGCGAGAUGCGAUGAUAUUUAUUAUUAAAUUCCGAACGAGUUCCGAAAAAUCUCUCGGGCAAUAUAUUAUUAUAAUCUGUAAGUAUAUAUAAUACCUAUACUAUGUUAUAAUAGAUCGGCCUGUUUUUUUUUUAUUUUGAACUCGAAAAUCACAUGUUAUACGCACAACUAUGUAAUAACACCAAAGCGUCUAUUAUUAUAAAAAUAUAUUUUAUAAAAAAAAAAAAAAAAUGAACACUUCCGCGGGCUCCGAACGAGUAUAAUAUGUAUUAGUAAUUCAAUCGUCGUGUACUCUAUGGGCUUUUCGUCGAUUGGCGGAUCUGAAGCUUUUUUGAUGGGGCGUGGAGGGCGGCGAUCUGGGACCAUACAGGUAUACAAAACAAUACUGUAACAACCGUAAAUAAAUCUCAAGCGGGGGAAGAGUCCAAAAUUAUACAAUUUAAUUAUUAUACUAUACACGCUCGCGUUUUAUAUAUACGUUCAAGCGCACGUCACUGGACACCUCACCCCAAGUCUUAUAGCCUUAGGAUACCUGCAGUUAUAUAAUAUUAUAUAAUUCAAAAUUUAUAAAAAAAAAAGUCCAAAGAGCGGACGAUCCUUCUCCCCCCCCCUCAUCAAUGAAUUUCGCGGGCACAUAAUUUUAAACUACUAUAUACUGUUGUAUUGUGUACUAUUAUGAUAAGUAAUAUACAGAGUAGUAAUUUUUUUUUUUCUGCAGCCGCACUCGACCGCCGCCACUGUAGUUCACUUUUCUCUCGCAAUACAUAAUACGAUAUUAUAUUAUUGUAAGUGUACAACUGCCGCCCCGCGCAGUAAACAGAAGUCGUUCGUCCCUCACGUUAUUUAUAAUAUAUAUUACCUAUAUAUAAUAGGCGUGUGAGAAAAACCGAAAAAAAAAGACGUUCGAUUUUUUUUUUCUUCACUCACACACACACACACACGCACACAAAUACGCACCAUAUCUUGGCGUACCUACCGGCGUGUGACGUCACCCCGAGAGUAGCCUCGGCGUCGUAUAAAACUCCUAUACUUAUACAUACGUCCAUUCGUGUGUGUUCCCUUUCGUUUCGUUAUUAUUAUUACUAUCGUCGUGUGUGUGUGUGUGUGUGUGUGUGCGCGCGAGCGCGCCUAUUGAAUCCAAACACACGCACUUCCCAUACAAAAUAAUGUAUUAUACUCACCGGGGCGACCGGUAACAUUGUAAAUCAAGUCUCUGUAUAAAACCGGACGGACGGCCGAGACACGCCUACGUCGUUGUCGGCGAAACAGGACACCGAAUUCCCAUAUUGGUCGGCGACACGACUCCCGCCGUCGGCUCGAGGCUGUUGCGGCGACCGAUAGACGGACGUUUUUACAAAAAAAAAAUAAUAAUACCCGUGUUAUAAUAUACGCACCGCUUGUAUGUUAUCGCGCAUCUAUCCCUCGGAUUAUAGAGAGAAAAAAUACACGUUAGCAACAGCAUCAGUUCCGUCAUCAUUAGAGUCGAAUUUUUCCGCGGCCGACUCAUUAUUACCGUUACAACGUUUCAUAUUAUAUUUGAAUUUUUUUUUUUUUUUUGUCGAGGAAUCGAACAAAAAAAUUUUGAUAGAAAUGUUGGUAAAUCGGCUUUCGAAAGUACAAACCUUUUACGCACACAUCCUCGACAACAGCUCUAUAUAUACACAUUUUAAAAAAGUUAUUCUUACUUUCGUGAGUUUGAGUGGUUUUUCAAUAUCCGGUAUUUCAUGUUGUAACGUAAAAUAUGAGGAUGAUUAUAGUCGGGUAUAGGGUUGAAAGUCAAAACCACCAAAAGGCACAUGCUAAAUACUUACACUACGCAUGUACAAAAUUUCGUCCUCCUAAUUUCAUUUGCGAGCUUGUGGGGAUGUAAAAGGGUAAAAAAAAAAAAGUCACCGUUCUUCCGCAAAAAUACGGUAAAAAUCGAUAUUGAAAUUCGAACUUUUUGAUCAUUUCAAUCCGUCUAUGAAAAAAACUCUAAUUGCUGAGUUUCAGUUCUUUUGGUCCGAGAAAGCUGUUAAAAGUGUCAGAAUGUACCGGGAAAAUUCAAUAAAAAAAAAAAAAAAAAACGAAUUCCGAAAACUGUACGCCGCAGAUAGAUGCUCACGAAUAAAACAAAUGUCACGCCAUUAUCAAUGGGUUUUUUGUUUAGACUUCUGUUGUUAUACUUGUACACUUGUACACUUGUAACAUAGCGAAAUAUUUCUGUAACUUUCACGAUAAUAACCGUAAAUUUAAUAUUAAUUAUCGUAGUACCUAUUAUUAUAACACAGCGAGAAAUUAAUUUCCCGGAACGGCUGGCAUUUAAAACAAAUACCACGCAAUGUAUUAUGCAUAUCGUCUUAAAACGGAAUUUGCGAGCGGCUGGGGUCGUGCGUAUUCGUUCCUUGACCUUUACGAAUUAUUUUGCAAUUACGAAAAUUAUUGUAUUUAAAAGUGCAUCGUACAUUAAUUUCACGAUUGUUAUCCCAUUAUUAUCCAUUAAUAUCAAGUUUAAAAAAAAAAAAAACAACACUGGAAUUAUGGACAUUCUAGAUUUUUCGUGUUUGUCUAGAAAGGUCGCAGAACCAUGCGAGUGAUGUUAUAAAUAUUGUUUUGUAACAAAAAGAGCUUAUAUUUAAAAUUGUAUUUUGCGUGUUUUAUCGUUAUUCUCUAUGAAUACAUAUUUUUGAGUAUACGGGUAUUAGACAAAUUAAGAGCAUAAUAUAUAUUAUACGCAGGUACACAAUUGGAACAUUUUGGUGUUUAUAAUAUAACAUAAUAUGAAAAGCUACACAAAUAUUGUUUUUAUACAAACAGUUUUGCAAACGUGUACCUCUAUAGUAAAUCGGUUAGGUAGGGUUAUUAGGUCCUCGGGUUAUUAGGUAUAUAAAUACAUAUAUAUUAGCUGCGGCGCUGCAGUGAAAAGACAAUAAUUGUCGGGGCGAAAUACUGUAAAAAUAAUGGAAAUACCCUGCAACCGUAGCGCGCGGCAGUAUCCAGGUGCUUUUGUUUCGGUUUUAUACGAAAUAUUCAAUAAUCGCGACGCGUUAAACGGGGAAAAAUUGCCCGAACGACGAUACGAAUUAUCAUACAUAUAAGUAUUCUAAAUAACGUGUCGGUAUUUUUUUUCAUUCGAAAUCCUUAUAACGGGCGCCCACCGUGGGCGGAUGGUACCUACUUUUUAUAGAGAAUAAAAUAACAUCGGAAUACGGUCCGCUUCGGAUUGCGGCCCGCGACCGUGGGCGUGCGGCGUGCCGCGGUAAUCGUUUUGCUUGAACCGAUCCUGCGACAAUAAAAGGAAUUCUACGCUCUUUCGUAGAUUUGAAUUUUAUAUAUUAUAUUAUAUAUAAAAGAGAAAAAAAAAAAAAAAAAAACCUAAUAGGUAUACCGUAUUAUAUUGUAUAAAUCGUUCUGUCGCGGUAAAACCCCGCGGGGAAUUGCGAUGGCGCAGUUUUUAUACGAAGACGUUCCUUUCUGCUUUUUUCCAAAGACGCGCGCAAGCGCAAGCGCGCCCGCGCGUAUUAAACAAAACGAGGACGUUAAAGGAGAUAAAAGAGGCAAUAUAAUUCCGCAAUGCGGGCGUUAUAUAAAGUAUAAUAUAUAAAUUUCCCGGGCAGGAGAAAAAGGGAAAGAGUUGGCGCGCGCGGGGAACGACAGCAGAGAGAGAGAGAGAGAGAUAGAGUGAGAGAGAGAGAACUCUGAUAAAGCCAUAACCGUAGAUCUGUGUCCGGGGGGCAAGGUUUACCUAACUAACUCCCGGGGCCAUUAUCUCUGAGAAAACUUUCAGCUAAAUUGACUAUUUUCCAAAGGUCUUCUUCGUUUUACUUUAUGCGGCACCGAGAGAUUCCGAUUUUUAUCAGGCCGUAAACUUUUAUCGUCCCACCCCUCCGCACACUUUUGCGCAGCCAACGUUGAAUUUAUUUUUAUUUGUGGCCAUCAUAAAUUUGCCGGGACGGAAAAAAAAAAUAGAUAUUACCGCUGUGCACCGGGAACGUUAAAACAAGUCGAGAACAACUCACCCCAUUUAAUGGCGUACUCGACUACUAGUAUGUAUUAAAUAAUAUUCUCUCUCUACACACACACACACACAUAUAUAUGUAUAGCUAAAUUUAAUCAAUCCAUUAACAAGUCUUUUAUGCUCUCUUAUUUUUUACUUUAUUAUUUUUUAACCGAUCUGUCGGUGCAACGUCUAUGAGUACAGAUUUACCGCCGAAUUGACCAAUUACAUAAAUUAAAUUGAUCGCAAUUACAUUUUACGCUGCAGCAGUUCCCCGCAUCGAGAUUAAAUCGCAUCGCGUCUAAACGGUGUAAAUAACGCGGUUCCGAUACUCUCUUCUCUUUUAGAUGACACAUUGAUGUGAAAAAAAAAAUCAUUAAUAAAUAAUAAUAUUACAUGUAUCAGACUGAACUGAGCAAACAAUUUGCAAGCUUUAAAUCAAAUUCAUUACUAAAUAACGAUACUAAUAUUUUAUGAUAUUGGCCUGUACAAUUAUAUUAUGUUUUAUAUUAUACGCCCGGGUACGUUGAUUUAUAGUCAUCGACGGUAAUUCUUUAUUUACUAUACAAACAUCCAAUAUCAAUUUAUUAUAAUAUAAAGAAAAGUAUAUUUUUUAAUAAUCUAAAUAUUUGAAAACAUUUGUACACUCGAAAAAUACAAGUACUCCUUGUAUAUUUUACUAACGACAAACAUGUCACUGAAAUAUAACGAAGAGUUUAAAACCGCUUUACGAGAUCUAGUGAACAACUCCCCCAAGUUGAUGGAUCAAUUCGGUAAAUUAUAACUUGUAGUAUUUUAUAUCGAAACUGCAUUUCUAGAUUAUAUUUAAAAAAGCAACGCAUCGUUCUUAUAAUAAUGUACGCACAUUAUUUUACAGACAGAGUACGUUGUACAGAAUGGAUCCAUAAGCUGAUCAUGUUGCCCGACGACUCUUUGGAGAAUAUUAAAAUUCGCAACGAUUACGCCCAAUAUCUACGGAUCAUGGUCAGAGCCGGUUGUCUACACGGCAUAUUCUCCGAGAGCCCUCCGAAAACGAUCAUGCCGUUUCCCGAAGCUAUGGUAAGACACAAAUAUUUUAUUUUUGUUUUCCUUCUGACAUUUAAUUUAAUACAAUAUAUGGGUGUACUCUCAGUGGGUUUCACUACAAUCACAGUGCCCUUUCACUUUACUCGAUCCCGAAUAAUCGACACAAAACAGGAGGGGGUUGGGUUUACCGCCACCAAAAAUCAGCAAAGUCUCUCCCUAAAUCAAGUUACCCAAUUAACAUUUACGCUUCAGCAAAUAUUAUUCGGGCUAUUUUAUGCCUACGAUUCUGAACUAUAUUCAAAUACUUCUCUCGUCCACUCUUGUAGUUUUUUUUAAUAUCGGGUAGUCUCUGUCCAAAAUAAUGUUAACGGCCCCGCGGUCUCUUGGUCAUUAACGUUCAGAACGGUUCAAUAUACGCGUGCGUCGUUCUCGAUUAUUCGCAAUCACGUGCCCAAACCAUUCGGACAUUUAAUUGAAGUUUUAUUAACGAUUUACAAUAUUUUCACAGGGCAAGUUAAUAGCGUCCAAAAUACCGGCACUGCCGCCCAUGGGACCGAUUAACGUGUACAUGAAACACUGGUCUCCGGACGGAAGAGCUUACGUGGCCAUAAAGCCGAUACCGGGAAAAGGAGUUUUGACUUAUUUGUCGGUCACUCCACAACCCGAGUGCCCGCAUUAAGUGCGCAGUGCGAAAAUAUAAACCGCAAUAUAAUAUUCAUAAUCUACACUGUCGAUAAUGAUUUUAUAGCAUAAGUUUUAUUGUCGCAAUUAAAUUUUUAAACAAAUAUUUCGUAAUCCACACUACUAUUUAUUGGUUUUAUAUCACCGAGAAUAUUUUGUUUUCGCAAUUACAGACUAUUUCGAAUUUACACAUUAAUAUUAUUAAAAACGCAUCGAUCCCAACAUCAGUUUUAAUAUUUGGUUUCGAAGCAAAUUGACAAUUUUCUUUUAACACGCCGUUCAUCAAGAUUAAUUUAUUGAAUAUAUAAAACAUAUAAUAAAUAUAACAC